This is a messenger RNA of Mizuhopecten yessoensis (Yesso scallop), 4800 nucleotides long. RefSeq names its product eukaryotic translation initiation factor 4B-like. The transcript is spliced from 17 exons. Lineage: Eukaryota; Metazoa; Mollusca; Bivalvia; Pectinida; Pectinidae. The record is from RefSeq and is a predicted model, not a curated record. Gene Ontology annotation, molecular function: RNA binding. The coding region runs from base 26 to 2191 and encodes 721 amino acids.
UGUGAGACGACACUUGCUCAGCAAAAUGGCGGCACAGGGGAAGAAGAAGCAGAAGAUGAAGGGCACCAAGAUGGCUCUGACCGACUUCCUGUCGGAUGACAAGACCAGCGGCCCAGAUACGAGUUCAAAUAGUUACGGCGGUGGGUCUAAUAGCUAUGGAAAUAGUAGCUAUGGACGGGAUUCUGGGUCUAAUAGCUAUGGAAGUAGUAGUUAUGGACGGGAUUCUGGGUCUAAUAGCUAUGGAAGUAGUAGUUAUGGACGGGAUCGGGAUUCCAGAGGUUACGGUGGUAAAGUGGACUGGGCUGCUGAAAUGGAGUCCUUAUCUAUGGAUGACAUGGGUGACCCGGAAUAUGGGAAACCAAUGAUAGACCGCUCCAAGCUGCCAACAGCCCCAAAGGCUUCGCGGGAUCCAGAUGUAGAUAUGUCCCAAGUACCAACAAGCGGUCCAUUCACUGCCUUCAUCGGAAACCUCCCCUAUGAGGCAUCAGAAGAGAGUAUAGAAGAGUUUUUCCAAAAAUUGAAUGUUGUAAAUGUUCGGCUACCCAAUGAUGGCGGUCGUCUGCGGGGAUUUGGAUAUGUGGAGUUAGCUGACCGACAAUCUCUCAUUGAUGCCCUGUCCAUGAAUGAAGAGACCAUGGGUGGACGUCAAAUACGAGUAGAUUUAGCAGGACAAAAUCAACAAAAUGAGCGGGGUGGUAGCGGAGGUGGCUUUGAGAAGCGAGAGAAUGAUGGCCCUGACCGAACAGAAAGUGACUGGAGACGUCGGGAUCCUCAACAAGAGCCUGCACCUAGUGCACAUGUACAUGAAUCUGAGCGACCAGGCGCAUGGGGUAGUAAUCGAGGCGAUGGAGGACCACCAUCAAGAGGGGGUUUUGACAAUGAUCGAGGGAGCUUUGAAAGAGGCCCACCAAGGGGUGGCGGUGGUUUCAGCAGAUAUGAGGAGGCACCAAGUAGAGACAGAUAUGAUGAUCGAGGACCCCAAAGAGGUGGUGGUUAUAACAGAGAUGAACGGGGCCCCUCAAGGGGAUUUGAUCGCUAUGACGACCGUGGAGGUCGAGACAGUGGCUUUGGAGGUAAUAGAGGUCGAGGUUAUGGGAGAUAUGAGGAUGGCAGAGGUCAUGGAGAUCGAGGCUACAACAGAGAUGGCGGUCGACGUGGCUACGGGUCGGGAUACCGUAACGACGACCGCGGAGGAUAUGAUGAUAGGUAUGGGGGCAGGUCUGAAAGAGGUAGCCAGGAGCCUAGUCAAGAUGCUGCUAAGGAUAGACCCAGGUUGAAUCUACAGCCACGUUCAAAACCAGCGGAGGAGCCUGUUAAACCCAUGGCCAAGACCAAGCCUGCAGAGAACAGGUCAGCCUCUAUAUUUGGGAACGCCAAGCCUGUUGACACGGCAGCUAAAGAAAGAGAAAUUGAAGAACGAUUGAAGAAAAAGGAAGAAGAGGCCCGUCGAGGAUACGAUGACGAGAAAGAAAGCCGGAAUUACUACUACAAUAACUCACAGCCAGCUGCCGGUCAAAGUGGCCCGGUACGAACCCGACAGAAUUCUACAGAUAAAAUGGAGGGACGGCAGCGUCGACUGAGCAGUGGGAGUAGUGGUAAAGGCCGACCUGGUCCUCAACCGAUCACAUCACCAUCAAGAUCACGAAGGGACAGUGAGAUCUCAAACAACUCCACAGAGGUGUUUUCCGGUGGCGAGGAUAGUAAAGACACUCCCAAGAGUCCAGUUUCCCCGGCACAACGUGAGGAUGUGAAGCUGGUCCCAGCCCCACCACCCUCAGUAAACAUCUGGGAGAAAAGGAAGGUUGAUGUUCCAAAUACACCCACAAGCAAAUCACCUCCCAAGAAUGAACCCAAGUCAGCAUCACCCCCACAGACAGAGACUUCCGAGCCUGCCCCUUCAGCCUGGGGGAGGGGCCGCAGCACUGAAACACACCAUGCAGAAGAGGCUCCAGGCAAUAACGCAUGGGCAAAGCGAUCUCAUGACAAACCACAGGAUGCCAGGCCUGCAGGACGAGGAGAGUCCUCGGGAAGAGGGGGAAAUGCGUGGGGACAAGGAGGAAAAACAUCACCUAAAGAAAAGGUGUUACCCAAAAGCAUAGACGACAUGCCCAAAUUCGAAAACAAGUCUAAACAGGACUGGAGUGACAAAAACAAAUUUUCCAGCCUCCCUGAGGACGAAGAUGACCAGUAGAUGCAAGGAGGAAAUUAGUCAUGUGACUGCCAUGUGACACUGCAGUUUCAAGCUCAUUUGUGAAGAUAACUUGUUUGUCGCAGUUUUCAAUUGAUUGCAAUAUAUCUGCCCUUUUUUUCAAAUGGCUUAAUUUAUACCUGGGAUUGAGAGUCAUUGUUCUUGACUCUGUGUAAAGUGGGUUCAGCAGUUGGUUUGUCCGACCGUCCUCAUCACUGUUUGGUGUAAUGUGGACACGUUUUCAAGUAUAUUUGAACACUGAUUUCCCUGACGGUACUUGUUUUUUCCGGGUUUAAUUUAUGACGACAAGAAUAUACAGAUUCAUUUAUCACUGUUUUAGAUGCAUGCUCCUACUCCAUUUGUAUAGGGUACUUUUAUACCUACGUAUCAGGUAUGGAAUUCAUUUGGUAUCGGUCUGUUGGUAGACUUUUUUUAUAGUAUUUCCUGUUGUUGAAUAUGUUUGAAAAUCUGAUGAUAAUACCGUUUUCUGGCUAUUUUUAGAUGAAAAAGGGAAAAACUCUGAGAAGUUUGUUUAUUUCUAUAAUCCAGAUACCUGUGGACGUCUGAUUGCUGUAUAUAUGUUUUUGGUGAAGUUGAUGUGUUAAAAAGGACUUUAAUCUCAAGUCUGAAAGUAGAAAAUUGAAAAGUAUCUUUUAACACACAUUUCAAAAUGAAGAUUCACUUUCUCUCUUUUAAGAGACAUUAUGGGGUCAAUAUGGCCAAGUUAACACAGAAUAUAAAAGCUCAUCACUUUAACUCAUUCACCCCUGAAAUUUCAUAAUGAAAUAUUCCAACCUUUGAAUUGGAAGAGUUCAAAUGUGUCUUUAGGGGUGAAUGAGUUCAUACAGUGUACCUCCUUUUCAUCAAAUUAUUUGUGCCCGUAUGUAAAGUAUUGCCUACCCCCCACAUUUGUAUACCUUUAGUCCUUAAAAAUAAAUGCAAGACAGACAGGUACAAGGAAUUCACAGAGCGUGUUAUAUUGUGUAUCUCAAUAGGGUUCUUGAUGAAUUAAGAGCUUGUGUGAAUUUGACAUUGUAGUAUGAUUUCUUUGCCGGCUGUUCAUUGUUAUAUGUUAGAGUCAUGUUUCCUAUAACAAUUGGGGAAAGCGUAGACAUGGGAGGGAGGACCUAACAAAACCGAAGUCAUUUAUCACCCUAUAGUUGUUAUCUUAUACCAUGUAGAGGCACCCUAUUGAUACUGGUGUAGGCUGCCGGGAUCUACCUUUGUUUGGUUUUACAGUCAAUGGAUUUCUGACAUAAGUCAAAUAAAUGUUUAUAAGGCGACAGAAUUCGAAGUUUACAGACCUGCAUAAAUGUACCUCCAACUUAAAGUGUUGUGUAGUUUAAGCAUUAUGUGCUUUUGUGAUUGGUCGCUAUUGUUUAACAAAUACAUACCGGUAUAUUUAUGUUUAUGCGAAUCUGGUGGCGCUGGUAUUUUUCUCUCUUUUUUUUUCUUCAUGCGCUGCAGCUGUUUUUGCAGACAAAGCCACUACAGGUUAUCAUCUACCUGAAUUCUACGUUCAAAUUCCUCAAAAGAAUGAGUGGGUUUGAAUACCCGGGAUUAAAGUGUUUUUUUGUUGGAUAUUGGUGGUUAUUUGUGUGUGUGGUGUUUGAACGGAGUCCAGAAAUACACCAGAAUGUGGUUCCACAUAAUGAGGCCGGGGCAUCAUACAUUGAUCUUCUGGUCUGUUAAGCAAAAACAUAUUUAUGUGUUCUCGUUAUAAAUUGUUCAUAAUCCAAAUCAUGUUAUAAAUUUUUACCCUUUAAUGGCGAAACGGUGCAAAUGUCUGGUAUGCUUGUCUCCGAGUUUUUUGUGGGUUUUUUUUGUAACUAUAUUUAGAACUUCGCAUCAUGAGUAAUAUUUGGGCUGCCUCUGACACAGCUUGAUCUGAACAUUUUUUUCACACUCUUUUUAAACAGAAAAAAACAUUUCAACAUUUUCAUCAUUCACUUAAAUAAACACCUUACCUUCAUAGCUAUAGUGCUCUGAUACACCUCUCUGUUUAGGAAUACAAUAUUUUUUUUGUAGAGAACAAAUCUCAAGGUCCUGUUAAAUAUUUUACAUAAUUUACAAAAAUGAUGUAAAAAGAACUUUUUUGUGUAUAUAUAUACAGGAUGAUUUUUCAUAUUUUUUUAGCAGUUUUGUUGAAUGAAAGCAACAUGAAUUAGGUUCAUUUUCAUGAUGAAAUCAAAUUUAUAUGCUAGAAAACGUCAGUCCUAAACUGAAUUCAUUUGCAGCACUUUACUUUGAAACGUUAAAAUCUGAAAGCAUAUCAGUACAAUUAAGCAUGUGUUUCCCAUUUCACCCCCCACUUUUGGGGUUCGAUUGCACCAACCAUACAUGUGAUUCUCAUACUAAUUAUCACUUAAUUUACAAAUUAAUUUCACACUCAUUUUUUUUGUACAUAUUCAUAUACAUCAUUAUCGAGGUCAUCUGUUUUACGAUAGAUGGUCAUUCUAUUCCUCUCCCUAGGUGAGAUGCUCAGAGUGAACUUGUACAUAACUCUCGUGAUGAGCGUCUGACGUUUUGAUUAAAUCUCGCGCGAUGUAAAUAGUGCCACCCGAAAUUGGGUGAUAAUCGAUUCAAUAAAAUAUUCCAAAAUGUACAUUUAA